AUGGCUCUCAACGUGAAGCCGAAUCCCGGUCACCAUGCCCUAGCAGCUCUAGCAAAGCAUAGGCCAGACUUCCUGUGCUUGACGCAGAACGUUGAUGGCCUAUCACCUCGAGCUGGCCAUCCGUUGGAGCAACUACGCCUUCUGCACGGCUCACUUUUCGAUAUCAAGUGCUUCAACAAGAGUUGCGACUAUAUCGAGCAUGAGAACUAUGCGGAUCCCUUCUUCCCUGCUAUAUCUGCAGCAUCCCAGGAUGUAGAGCCCGGAAAGACGCUACCCCUAUUGGAUCCUUUCAACGAGGAGGUCGCAAAGGUUCCGGAGUCCGAGAUUCCCAAAUGCCCAAAGUGUAAGACCGGUCUGCUGCGACCGGGAGUGCUCUGGUUCAACGAGAUGCUCGAUUUCAACAUGCUCAACGAGGUCGACGACUGGAUCCAGUCUGGCAAAGUUGAUCUCAUGCUGGUCGUGGGCACCUCAGCCGUUGUUCGCCCUGCCUCUGGCUAUAUCCGGAAGGCACAAUACGCAGGUGCCAAGAUCGCGACGAUUAAUAUCGACGCUGAGGAUAAUCCAAAGAAGAUCAGGAAGGGAGACUUUGCGUUUGGAGGAGAUGCGGCGGAGUUACUACCGAAGCUAUUGGAGCCGGUCAUCGGCAAGAUCAGGCGAGACGGGACAUUCGGAGAACCCACGAAGCCAGAAGAAGAUGAGUGA
Messenger RNA from Phaeoacremonium minimum UCRPA7, 702 nucleotides. Its product is annotated as putative nad-dependent deacetylase sirtuin-5 protein. Lineage: Eukaryota; Fungi; Ascomycota; Sordariomycetes; Togniniales; Togniniaceae. Gene Ontology annotation, molecular function: NAD+ binding. The record is from RefSeq and is a predicted model, not a curated record. The transcript has 2 exons. Bases 1 to 702 code for a protein of 233 amino acids.